CGAAAGGAGGCCAGACAGGCAGAGCGCAGGGCUUGCAAAGUGCUUCCCUCGCACUUCAUCGCAACCAUUGAGCUUUAGGAUUAUGGCUUCCGAGGAGCUGUAUGAGAGCAAUCUAUUUUGAACCUGUUAUUCUGGGGACACUAUGGAUCCACAUAUAUUUUGGUAAAUGACUUUGUCCACUUUACAAUGGAGCUGGUGGCCACAAGGUCUAUAUGGAACACUGUAGUAGUUUGGUAUGUGUGCAAAGUACCAAAAGGAGUGACAAUUAUGAGAAACUAAUGAAAGAUGUGAAGAGAUUAUUUAAGGUAGAGAGAAUUGUGGCCAAGAGGAAAAAUAAAAAGGGGCGAACAGAGUACUUGGUCCGAUGGAAAGGUUAUGACAGUGAUGAUGACACAUGGGAACCAGAACAUCAUCUGGUGAAUUGUGAGGAGUAUAUUCUGGAGUUUAACAGGCAGCACAGUGAUAAGCAAAAAGAUGGACCUUUUUCCAGAGCAAACAAACAUUCUUUAAACAAUGCUCGCAAACAAAUUUCCAGGUCGACCAACAGUUCUCUGUCAAAGUCUUCUCCCAGAUCACCAGGAAUUGGUAAAGACACUGACUCAAAAAACUCCAGCCAGUUUUUGUCAAGUCACCAGAAAUUCCGAAAAACCAGCUCUCAAACUCUAUCCAGUAGGAAGACAAUGGACCUUACUAAAUCAGGCAUCAAAAUCCUGGUUCCCAGAAGCCCUCUAAAGAAUAGGAUAGUGGUUGAUGGCUUUCAGGAUAAUUCAUCAGAUAGAUUUGAUCAAAUGGCACAGAAUCCAGACUCUGUAGCACCAGACCUGGCUAUUGAAAAGCCAUUUGGGACUUUGCUUGUCCCUGGAACAGAGAGAGCGAGAAUGGGAACCAGGCCAAGAACGCAACCAUCAUCACCCCAGCUGCCACUUCCAGUCACAGGGGCCAUGGCUUCUGCAUUAUCAUUUAAUGGAAAAGGUACUCCUACUUUCUUGGACACUUUGGGGGCUAAUGGUACAACGACUAUUCAAAGUUCAGUAACAGGAGUUACGGGAAACAAAAGGAAAUUUAUUGAUGACAGACGGGACCAACCUUUUGAUAAGAGAUUAAGGUUCAGUGUGAGACAAACUGAAAGUGCCUACCGAUAUAGGGAUAUUGUUGUCAGGAAACAAGAUGGGUUUACACACAUUUUACUUUCUACUAAAUCAUCAGAAAAUAAUUCCCUAAAUCCAGAGGUUAUGAAGGAAAUGCAGAGUGCUCUGAAUACUGCAGCAGCUGAUGAUAGUAAAUUGGUUUUGCUAAGUGCCGUAGGAAGUGUCUUUUGUUGUGGUCUUGAUUUUAUUUAUUUCAUUCGACGACUAACAGAUGAUCGAAAAAGAGAAAGUAUUAAAAUGACAGAGUCUAUCAGGAGUUUUGUCAAUACUUUUAUUCAGUUUAAGAAACCAAUCAUAGUAGCUGUGAAUGGUCCUGCAAUUGGUCUUGGAGCUUCCAUUUUACCCCUUUGUGAUGUGGUGUGGGCCAAUGAGAAAGCAUGGUUUCAGACUCCUUAUACUACAUUUGGACAGACUCCAGAUGGGUGCUCAUCUCUGACAUUUCCCAAAAUAAUGGGUUUAGCAUCAGCGAAUGAAAUGCUAUUCAGUGGACGAAAGUUGACUGCACAGGAAGCAUGUGCUAAAGGAUUGGUAUCACAGGUUUUCUGGCCCGGAACAUUCAGUCAGGAAGUUAUGGUCCGCAUUAAGGAACUAGUCACAUGUAAUUCCCUUGUACUUGAAGAAUCCAAAGCUCUUGUUCGAAAUGCCAUGAAGGGUGAUUUGGAACAGACCAAUGAAAAUGAAUCUGAUGUUCUAAGGAAAAUUUGGAGCUCUUCUCAGGGGAUGGACUCUAUGCUGAAGUACCUACAGAAGAAAAUUGAUGAGUUCUGAAAAUGCUUUUGUCAUUGGAAAAUUCUUUCCUGCUGGGUUGCCUGUUGGCUUCAGAAUGCCCUCGCAAGGCACAAGAGAAACCAUCAAAAGACACGUUCUUGAGUGGCAUCUGCUCAGAAGCAAGAUGGUGGAAGCUGAAGAUGUGCAUUAGUCAAAAUCUCAACAGGAGAGAAAGCUGUGAGAGGUUAAUGAUUGGUGUGCACUACCAAACUUUGCAAUUGUCUUUGCUUAUCCAGUAGCUUUUGUCCUUUACAGUUACUGCACUCUAUUGCGCUUUCCAGAUCCAAAUGCAUUGUAUGGUGUGUUUGUGACAGGAAAGUUUGAAAAACACUCAGCUUCAAAAAUGGGAGGAAAGAAAACGGGUACUAACUAGCCCCCUUCUCACUGCCAGAGAGUAAUGAGGCUGGUUUAAAUUAAAAUAUACAUACUCUCUAAAAUCCUUAAAAAGAAAGGUCAUACGUAUAUUGCUUUGGGGAAGAGGAUUACAAUUACCUCAACAACAAAAAAGAACAAAAAAAAAGAAGUGAUUUCUGACAGUGGAUCCAAUCUCUAACAUAAAUCCUUAAGACUAUACAUAUCCCUUCAAAGAGUCUGUGUGUACAUGUUAAAUGUGCUCAGGAGAUGUGUAUUAAACGUUUGACCCAGUUCCAGAAUUUAUUAGUAUAUUAUCCAAUAAGCAUGAAGAAACCACUGGCUCCUUAAGAAAAGCUCGCCUUGCAGUAUUAGUGAUUCUUUGUGAAUCUUAUAUAAGGAAACAACAUAAGUUAAAGAUUAGUUUUAGUGUUUUAUAAAGUGUGGGUUUUUCCAUUUUUUUUAAUCAAAUACCAUAUACUUCUGUUUCUGGGUGAAUAUAAAUUAUAGAAAGAGCUUGUGUUUCUUUGCCAGUUACAAUGUAUUACACCAAAAAUGCUUUAUGAAUUCAUAACUAUGGUUUUAGUACCACUUUAGAAACAUUUUCUUAAUUUAAUAAGUUUUUUUAAGAAAUUCCUUUUGGCACACUAUUCAAAAAAAAUUCAAAAAAAUCCUAAAAGUAGGUAAUUCUUGUAUCUUUUUGUUUAAAUGUUACACUAUGACAUGUUCUUAAUGGUGCCCCAGAUAAGUAGUAUUGUGCAUUCCUUUUAGGAGUGGUAAUUAAUUCCUGUUUGCAGAUAUCUCACUGGAUAUGGUUAUCUGCACUUGCAAUCUUCUCUGAAUGUAUUAAUGGAAAUUAAAUCUUAUUUUUGUACAGUUUAUUUGUUUGUACUUAGAAAUGAUCACCUCCCUUCCUAGUGGAGAGCUGUACAUUGUGUAAAUCUGCCUUUACUUUGGAUUGGUACAGUAUUUUUGCAUCUGUGGGACCUACUUUUUGUUCAGUAGUUUAAACUAUAUUAUAAACUGUACAAUCUGUAAAGUUUUAUAGGUUAUUAAUUAAAAUGAGCUGUGAAAAGAUCUGGAUAAAAUAAACUAAUAUUUCAUAUGCAAAGCACACCAAAUUGUAAAGCUUAUUGAACCAGUUCUGGCCCUAUAUUCACAGCGUACAUGUGCAUUAUAGUUGUGAGAACUGGCCUAGAAACAGUCAUGAGUAAAGCCAGUAAAUUGACAGAGAGCAGGAACAGAAAGGUUCAUGUUUUACAUAUUCUGUAACAGCCGAGCUUUAAGGAAAAUAAUCUACACACUAAUUUCAGCAAAUAUGUGCCAGUCAGGACACAUGGACACAGUGAGGGGAUAUUAGCUUUUUAUCUUAAUUAUGCAACACCUUACUGAGAUAUAAUGUCUUGAUUUUAUUAAUGAUUUCAAUUUAAAAUUGUUUGGUGAACAAAAUGCAUAGAAAUAAAUAAUCCAUAAGAUUUAAUUAAAUUCUGAAAUUUAAGCCUUUUGAAUUUUGAUUAUAGUAGUUAAUGUCAUUGAGUGAGUGCUGUGCAGGAGCAAUGGCAUUUUUGUAUGUCAGCUUAUUAUAUUUCAGAUGAGAUGCUGUGAACUAAGUUGCAUCUUAACAUUACGAAUCAAAGUCUGAUAUUUGACCAAAUUAUUUGUAUAGAUAUGCUAAAUGGACUCAAGUUUCAAAUGUAUUUUGGUACUGGGGUUUUAUUUUUUUAUUUCUGUAUGACAACUUAUGACAAGCAAGCUAUUCUCAAUGAAAACAGAAUUGCAAUCCAGGCACUGUAACUUAAGGCUGGAGAAGUAUUAAUUAACUGAAUACUCAUCCUAUUACCCAAACCCAUACGAAUUACGGCAUCUAAAACCAACUGAUACUUAAAAGUAGUGUUGUUUUUCAAAUGAGGUGCUGCCUUAGGAAUAAGAUGUUACUGUCAACAAGCCAGCAUGCUGUUCAAGUGAAUGGCAAGAUCCAGGUUAUUUACUACCAUCACCAAAACAGAAUAACUGCUUAGUUAUUUCUUGUUGGUGUGACUUUGAAACACAAAUUGGCAAUCAGAUACACUCACUUAGCAACUUAGCAAUGACAGUUGAUUCCAGUUAAUUGGGCCACCGGGUAAUCUAGGCAGCUGCUUAUUUGGAACAAUUCUGUAAAAACAAAACUAUUUGAGAAAGUAACCGUGAUUCCCUUAAUUUAUCUGGGGCAUUGUGCUACUUAAUUUGGACAGGAGACUGUUGCUGAACAGUUCCUAACUAGAGUCCGUUGUGUGCACUUGUGUGGCUGUUAGACGCUACAUCGCACUUUGAGCAAACAGUUUUUAAAUAGCAUCAGUUGCAUGUGCUUGUGUUAUGUCAUCCAUUUGAUACUUUUGUUUAUUAUUUUUCCUUUGAAAAUGUUCAGACACUUAUCAAGAUGCCAUGACAUCUACUGUAUCUACACUAGGUAUCUGUGCUGAUCUUGUUCAAUUACAGUCAAUCAAAAGAACAUGGCAGCAUACAUUGGGUGUAGGACAGAUAGCCAAAACAGUCCAACACCACUGGCACCAGCCUACCCACCAUCAAGGAUGCGUAUACACAUCCGUUAGUCUUGCAAGACCAUAGAUCUGCGCCUGGAAAGUCUUCACUCUCCAGGGCACAGGCCUGGGCAAGGUUGUAUGGAAGACCAGCAGUUGCCCAUGCUGCAAGUCUCCCCUCUCCACACCACUGAUGUUGUCCAAGGGAAGGGCAUUAGGAUCCAUACAGCUUGGCACCAGUGUCGUCGCAGAGCAAUGUGUGGUUAAGUGCCUUGCUCAAGAACACAACACAUGUUGCCUCAGCUGGGGCUCGAACUCACUACCUUCAGGUCGCUAGUCCACUGCCUUAACCACUUGGCCACGUGCCCACACAAAGGUGCAGGAAAAGAGCCAGUAACAUCAUGGAUUGUCCCAUCCUCAUUAGGGAGGAGGAGGCUAUGUAGCAUCCACACCAGGAGUAUUGGGCUCAAAAGCAGAUAUUUGCCUGAGACAGUAAGGCUGAUCAAGACCUCCAACCAUAAAUCCAUCUCCCCACCAACACCAAUGGUUUAUCAUUUCCUUUCAGUCAUCUUAUGUACAGACAUUCCUGUGCCUAACAUCUCUGGGCACGCAAACAAUCUAUGUAUUAUAUUUAUUGUUUUUUUUUAAAUUAUUGCAUUCUUUAUCUUAUUGGGUUUUUUUUUGUGCUGCAUCAGAUCCAGAGUAACAAUUAUUUCAUUCUCCUUUACAUUUUUUGUGUACUGGAAAUGUCAUUAAACAAUCUUGAAUGACUUUCUCUGUAAAUAACUAUUAGGAAAAUGCAGUUUUAUAGUACUGUAGUAAUAUUAGUAAUGUUCAAGUUAGUUCUUCAUUUGAAUACAUCAUUUGUUGCUCAGUUAAAUUGUAGCUUGAUCUUUUUAACUAUUUCCAUGAAACUUUGAUUAAUUGGGGCAGCUGUUUAAUUGGGCCAAAAUAUACUGGUUCAGAUGUGUCCAAAUUAACCAGAAUCCACUGUAAUAGUGAAGCAUAAUAAAUAAAGACUUUGUUUAAAUGCAGUUUGUUCUUUAGAGGAGGAAUGAGACAAAAAGUACAUGAAAUGUGAGCAAAUCAUGAUGCUCUGAUGAUUGAGAAUGGUGAGAACAAGUUCAUGAAUAGGCGGUCUUUUCCUGCAUGUCAGCUUACUAUGACCCAUGUGAAAUUUGAUAAAUUAAAUGAGACAAUCAAUACUGUGUAAAAAUAAUCAUAGCCUAAUUUUAAAGAAUUUUAAAAUUAAGUUUAGGCAAAAUCAAACACAUUAGUUUUUCAUGGGACAGUGAUUGGAAUUGGAUGUCUGGAUUCAGGGAAGGAAAGGCAGAUGCCCUAGUUGUUUAGAAUAAAAUUAGAACAAAAAAUAGGUCAGCAAUAAUUGUAACCAUUUCAAACCUGUUGUUGGUCUAGUUUCUAGAAUUGUCUAGUUUCUAGUCCCAAAUUGUGCCUGUAGAUGAACUGCAGCUAAGUCUAACAAUGACUAAACCUCAGAAGUACUCAAUUAGUUGCCAAGCACUGGAGAUCCUAAUAAGGACAUGCAAGGGUGUUAUACUAAUAAGAGUCUUUUUCAUUUGUCAUUAUGCAAGCCAAGGUAUCUUAACAAUCCACCAAUUCUUGAUAAUUUGUAUAAUUUCCCGGUAUAGCCAAUUUGUGGUAGAUCAUUUGUUUAACAAUGCAGUGUGGUAAGAUAAAGAAAGACUGUCUGCCAUUCAUUUCAAUUUUGUCUAUUAGUUUCAUGCAUCUGUUAUUCUAUAGGUCGAUUACACUCCUGCUUCAAAGGAUACCAUAUUGUAUGGAAUGACUUCUUUGUCUAAAGCUGAAUAGAUCAAAAUAAGUAUAAAGCCUUGGCUACAGGUUGUUUACAUUAAAUGUGGAAUCUGAAUGUUGCUUUUGGUUCUGCCAAUAUCAGGAUACAACACUUAGAGUUGGUGCCAGCCUGUCCUCUGAUAACUUAAAUAAAUCAUAGUUUUCAAAAUCUGUUCCACUUUUUCUUCAUUAUCACAGUUUAAACAAAUCCCAAAAAUAACCUGUUGGUCCAACUGUGCAUUCCAUUUAUUAGAAAUUGUUUAAGAAGUUCUUACAGCAUAUUCCCAUUUCACACCAAGAGAACUGAACUUUUUCACCAGUAAUCUGCCAGCAGGUUUUCUCUCAAUUAUUUAUUUAGACUUC
Messenger RNA from Mobula hypostoma (lesser devil ray), 6958 nucleotides. RefSeq names its product chromodomain protein, Y-like (gene cdyl). The record is from RefSeq and is a predicted model, not a curated record. Lineage: Eukaryota; Metazoa; Chordata; Chondrichthyes; Myliobatiformes; Myliobatidae. The transcript has 8 exons. Gene Ontology annotation, molecular function: transcription corepressor activity. Bases 213 to 1916 code for a protein of 567 amino acids. Gene Ontology annotation, cellular component: nucleus.